CACGAAAAAUAUCGCAAAGUUUCAUAUCAAGUUCUUUAAGUCUUCACUUUAACCUCAGCUGCUGACAUAGCCUCUGGAAUUGUCAUCGCCUAGCUAAAGGGGUAGGGGCGGCUCGUCUAAAAAGUAGUCCGUGCCUAAUAAUCCCGGCGACCGUAAUACGGCAUGAGCCUUGUGGGACGAAACAUGUAAAUCCUCUCUCUUGAUAUCUCCUCAGUCUGAAUCGCAAUUGUCUGGAUGCAUGACGCACCUGCUCGUAUUACUCAAUAUAUUAAGCGUUUAUAGCCCUAGAUGCCAAAAUCUCCGAUUGCCAUUUGAACCAUGGGUGAUCUCAAGGACCCGACUCGAACCUGACAGGAAACGCCAGAAAACCCUCAGCCUUGCCUCGGACGUCCUCGAAGUCGAAUAGAAUCACCCAAGCACUGUCGAACAAUGCUGAGGAGUCAAUUGAACGAUACUCUCCAUCCCAAUGUGGAUAUGAGGGACGGAGAUGAUAUGAUGGACGACGGCGGAACACCGCGACGACGACGAGCAGUCUCACGAUCUCCUUCGAAAGCACGCUCACUAUCAGAUGGCGGACCUCCAACAUUGUCACCAUCCCCAAAGUUUCGAGAGCCAGAGAAGAGGAAAUCAAAAGACGAUAGUGCACUCGAGGCGAGUCCAUCCACUCCGCGUCGUCCAGCCUUCCCGCGUGGCCUUUCUCUACAAAUGCCGGCACGAGACCUGAUGUCACCAAACACAUCAGCAUAUAUCAAUCGUGUACCUUUAUCACCCAAACUUGAUCACUCGCAGACCUAUGGCUCACCGUCUAGUGUGCUUCCGAGGCGGUCUCGAGGUUUAGACUUUUCUCGCGCGGCGACGAACCUUCAUCAUUCGACUCUAGCAGAGCAAUCUUCGCCCGACUCCUCUCCAACCAUAACAGGGCGGGCGAUGAACAUACCAAACAGGAAGAAUGGUUUGCACUUCUCCAGCAACUCCGAAUCCAUGAACGCCUCCACUUCUUUGUGGUCGACUAUGGCAAAUGCGGAGCGCAUGACAGUCUCCAGUUCUCUGGGAAGUGUGAACAUGCUGGGUUCUGAAUCAUCAAGCAGUUCCUCGGACGACGAUGACCUGAUGGACGCAGACGAUAUCGAUGACUCCAUACUCACGACUCCACAAGUGAACAAACUCGCAGGCCCCUUUGCAGGUCCUCAGGCAAGCCCCGGAAAUGCAUGGACCACACAAUCACCAGCAAUGAGCAGUUUGAUGAAUUUCCAACGCGCUCGACUACGACAUGGAAAGAGUAGAAAGAGUUCAAGUAGCGGAAGCGGUGCAUCCAUGGCCAGUCCAAGCUCGAAAUCUCCUCCCAUGCGCGGCGUCGACAAUAUGAAUAGUGGAUACUUUGGCAGGGAGCAGGCGGAGGGUCUACAAGCAAGGCGUGAGAGCAUAAGCUGGGCGGCGAAUCAACUACACAUAUCCGGCAGUGAGAGCGAUGAUGGUACGCUGAAGUCUACCCUAGAAAGUGUUGACCCUAUCACACCAGGUCGAGAUGGUCAGCGUGGUGUCAUUCGAAGACCAGUGACCAGGAGGGGAAAUAUGCUGCCCAAGACCAAGGGGUUUGCGCGUAUUCGAGCAGCACUUGCGGAGGAGAGCACACCAGUUGAGACAGAGGUUCGGCGAGAGGCAGAAGUUGUUCGACAAACUAGAGAGGCGGACAUGGAUAUUGAACCAAGACACCCACCCCUUUCUACUACUACGACAUCGCAAUCUUCUCCCAGCCUUGGACCUACUACACAAGACUUGUUGGAAGGUAUACCAGAAGAUGAGAUCAUGUCGGAUGCUACAUCAGGGUUGUCAAGCAGCUUCAAGCAGCAUGCCAUGCGCAACUCCAAAGGCAAGGAGUUUUGGGAGACAUUCAAGGAUGAGAGAACUCCCCCUCCACCAUUCCUACCUCGAGGUUCAUCAUCGGGAAUCAGCGAAGAUAUAUGCUUAGAUUCACCAUCUACAUUGACGCCGCCUUUAUUCCCAACCAUGUCACAAUCUACUACUUCCGAUCACCAACCAUCCUCACCUUCAAGAUCCUCUACACCACAACCAGCUCCUGGUCCAACACCAGCAGAGAUCACGAGGAAGGUGAACAAUAAGCGUCGACGAGACGAUGACUUCGAUCCUACAAGCUUCAAGCGUAGAGCUGUCAGUCCAGGUAUGAGUGUACAUAACAGUCCUGUCAUGCAAAGUCCCAUGCAACGGGAUCUUGCCCCAUGGGGUAGUCGACCUCCCAGCAACGGAGAUGCUAGCAAAAUUGCUCCGAAUGGAGGACCGAAGAGGGUGGGAUUCCAGGGUAUGGUGGAUACCAAUGAUGGAUUGAUGAAGAUGAGUAUUGAGUGAGAUCGUAUUAUGGUCUUGGUGGUCCUGUAAAAUUGUUUGGUCUGAAAAUAUGGUGCAUUUGCGAGGCGCUUUGAGUUUUGGGGUUGCGAUGAAUUAGGAGAUACCAAUACAUAUUUUAUUUGCAG
Molecule: messenger RNA, 2489 nt
Organism: Mollisia scopiformis
Lineage: Eukaryota; Fungi; Ascomycota; Leotiomycetes; Helotiales; Mollisiaceae
Exons: 2
Coding region: 430-2364 (644 amino acids)
Cellular component (GO): site of double-strand break
Source: RefSeq, a predicted model, not a curated record